AUGAGUAUCCCCGAUGCGCAGAUAUUCCCUCAUGCCACCGGUGCUGCUGGUCCAACUGUCGAUCAACACCAAACUCCUCAGGACCUCAUCUUCCACGCGGGAUGGUUCUGUCCCUUCGUACAACGCGUAUGGAUCGCUCUUGAAGAACGUGGCAUCCCAUACGAAUAUAAAGAGGUCAACCCGUACAAGAAGGAACCUCGCUUUUUAGAGCUCAACCCCAAGGGUCUCGUCCCCGCGUUCGAGUACAGGGGACAGGCGCUGUACGAAUCGCUCAUCAUGUGCGAGUUCCUCGAAGACGCCUUCCCCUCGCACCGCCCCGCCCUACUUCCCGCGGACCCCGUUCUCCGCGGCCGGGUCCGCAUCUGGGCCGACUUUGUCAACAAGACGAUCUCCACUUCGUUCACGCGCACGUUGAUGGCCCAGGAUCCCGCCGCGCAAGCCGCCAGCCUCCAAGAGCUGUACACGGGCAUCCGGACUUUUGUCGCCGAGGUGAAAGGGCCAUACUUCCUUGGAGACGAGUUUUCCCUCGCGGACGUCGCGAUCGCGCCAUGGAUCGUACGUGAUUACAUCUUACAGGAGCACCGGGGGUACGAUCGUGCCGCCGUCGGUGUGGAUUGGACCGAGUACGCCGACAGGAUCGUAGCGCGGGAGAGCAUCACAAAGACGACGAGUGAGAAGGACAAGAUGGAGGGUAUCUGGGGUCGGUACCUGCGUGACGAGGCGAUGAGCGAGGGUACGAAGGCAAUUAGGGCUGGCCGGCCUUUCUGA
Molecule: messenger RNA, 768 nt
Organism: Epithele typhae
Lineage: Eukaryota; Fungi; Basidiomycota; Agaricomycetes; Polyporales; Epitheliaceae
Product: glutathione-S-transferase
Exons: 4
Coding region: 1-768 (255 amino acids)
Cellular component (GO): cytoplasm
Source: RefSeq, a predicted model, not a curated record